Kalmanozyma brasiliensis GHG001 is the source of this 1419-nucleotide messenger RNA. Its product is annotated as Zinc finger, CCCH-type. Gene Ontology annotation, molecular function: metal ion binding. The transcript has a single exon. The record is from RefSeq and is a predicted model, not a curated record. Lineage: Eukaryota; Fungi; Basidiomycota; Ustilaginomycetes; Ustilaginales. Bases 1 to 1419 code for a protein of 472 amino acids.
AUGGAGUCACAGUCGCAGGGGUCAGACGAUCGGUCACACUUGCAAGCGAAAACGGCCGCACGACCGUCUCGAAAGGGCAAAGAGAAAGCCACGGACUUUUCAACUGUAGACGACAAGGGCGCAAACCUGCCGAAACAACGCGACACGUUGGUACCGCAGGACGCUGCACCAGAGACACAAGAAUCGGAAGAAGCUGCUGAAGCCGAGAGCGAGCCAGAAGACUCGUUCGCUUUGAUGCAAGACCAGCUUCGCUCCUACUUCUCCGCGAAGACGACUCGGACUCCGGUAACGACAAUAGCGGAGAGAGAACGGCGUGAAGGCGAGAUCGAGGGUUCAAGCGAAACGGCAGCACCAGCAUCGGACGCACUUGCAUUCGUAUCGGACCCUUUUUCAGAGCUAGUCAGUGCCCCACCACAAGAGCCACAACCGCAAUUCACGCGGCCGACGCUCGCAGACAUCCAGAAUGCCGAUCUGGAUGAUCUGUCAGGAUUCUACCAAUCCCACACCGCCUGGCGCCCAAAUCAGCAAGUCCUGGACGACACGCCCGCACAGGAAGCACCUAAGCGUCCAUCGUUCCUCAGACAGGCCCUCACGCAAGGGCGCCGUCAGUACAUCGUUCUCAUCCUGGAUGCAGACAACCUGCUCUUCGAUCCGCGCCACAUGACCCAAGGCUACGACGGCGGAAGAUUUGUCUACGAAGAGCUGCGUAAUAAGAUCGCGCACAAGCACCAACUCGUUCCGCACAUGCUCGACCUGCGCGUGCGUGCCUUCUGUGCGCUCCAUGCACUCACCACAGUUCUUGAAGGCACUCGAAUUGUUCGGAGAGGAGCCUUUAUCGACUUCUGGCAGGGGCUCUCUGACAGCAGCCUGCACAACUACGUUGUCAACGUGGGACGCGGCGAUCAGGCAGCCGACCUUCGCGUCAAAGCAGCGUUGGCAGAUGCGAUCCAAGACCCCGACUGCUUCAAAGCCUAUUUGGGCGGACUGGACGAUUUUGGGUAUAUGGAGGAGCUCAGGGCGAUCAGAGAAAUGGGCUUGCUAGAGAAGAAAGUGCACCUGGUCCAGGUGCCCGGCUACGCAGUCGAGUCGAACUAUUACAAGCAGUACGCGCAUCGGGCGAUCGACCUCGAUUACCUCUUCCGGAACGGCAAACUGUCGCUGUACGAUCUGGCUCAACGCAAGCACGAUGUGGACGAGGCAGUGGCUGUCGAGACCAAGCAACUGGCGUCGACGCCGUGCCUGUUCCACCACCUGACAUCGCAAGGUUGCCACGAAGGCGAGAGAUGCAAGUAUUCGCACGAACCCCUCCCUCUGCUUCACAAGGAGCGACUGAGGGCCAUCCUCAAACGGCGCAAGUGCCCCACAGUAGCUAGAGGGGAUGCGUGUCCUUACGGGGACGACUGUCUCUACAGGCACUGA